GAUUUUGUUCUUAAAUGACUUUCCUAGGUAAAAAAUAAAUAAAAAUACAUUGGUUUCUGCUCUGAGAGGGAAGGGGAGAGCACAGAGCAGAGCGAACUACUCAGAACUCUUCUACAGCCCACUAAACACACCUUUCUAAAUAGAGGAAGUGCCUCAGUGUGAGCCUCAGCCCCACCCAGUGAUGUGAUGGAACAGGCCAGAUGACUACAGAGCGGGAGAGAGCGAGCAGCUGUAGACUGACUCUAUUGCGUGACUGAGCUUUUACCACAGAGACGCUUUCAGUGAACAAAUUGAUUAGGAAGAGAAGGGUGUUCAGGGUCACUAGGAAAUAACUGAAGUUGGAAAGGACCAUUAAGUGGUGAACAGAGCAGAGUGAGACACCUGUUCAAGAUGAGACUGAGCUUGGUUUGUUCCUCUUGUUGACACUCAUUCUUCCCACUUAGCCAGGUUCUUAUUAUAAAUUAAUUGGGUGGAACUGACAUGUGUUCAGACUCAGUUGGGAGGGACUGACUUUAUCCUGACUUCUGUCUGACUGCGAACUGUUGGACUCUAGAUAUGACACAGAAUGCUACUAUGACUAGCCAUGGCAACGCUAAGAAGGGAGAAGAACUAAAAAUUGUUAUUGUGGGUGAUGGGGGAUGUGGGAAAACAUCCCUUCUAAUGGUGUAUGCCAAAGGAGACUUUCCAGAGAAGUAUGCUCCGUCUGUGUUUGAGAAAUAUGUCACCACAGUCACCUAUGGAGGGAAAGAGAUUCGGCUCAACCUCUAUGACACAGCCGGCCAAGAUGAUUAUGAUCGUUUGAGGCCACUCUCCUACCAGAAUGCCAACCUGGUGUUAGUUUGUUAUGAUGUGACCAACCCCACCAGUUUUGAAAAUGUCUUAAUCAAGUGGUACCCGGAAGUGAACCACUUCUGUCGCGAUGUUCCUGUCAUUCUGAUUGGCUGUAAAACUGACCUGAGGAAGGAUAAGGAGCGUACCAGGAGGCUCAAAGCCAUGGACCAGGCUCCCAUCACUUACACACAGGGUGAGGAGACCAGGCGGCAUAUGAGUGCUGAGCUUUAUCUAGAGUGUUCAGCCAAAUACCGGGAGAACGUAGAGGACAUUUUCAGAGAUGCCACCAAAAAAGCCCUGGCAUCAAGCCGCAGAGCAAGACAACGUACGAAGAAGAGGCAUUGUGUCAUCCUGUAACCUCGUUCUAGUAAAGGACAGAGGCUUGAAGUCCAUUAACACAACAGGGGACACUGUCCUCUGGUCUUACAUGCCAAAGCUACACAUUCUGCUGCUUGUCUAUUAUAAACAACUGCUUGCCACAUCCUGGGUCAUCCUAAUUCAAUUUCAAGAAGAGCCUGUUCUAUCCCCAACCAAUUCAUUCCUUUGGGAUCUGAACAAUGAUAUUGAACACUGAACUAAUAUCUACUAAGAUCUGCUGGGAUAGAGAUGGAAUUCCUGCUAGUUCUAUGGGCACAAGGUCUAUCCUGGGAUUCUAGAGUGGUUUUGUUAAUUCCUAGCUACAUUAGACCAGGGUGUAAAUUGGCAUAUAAAAGCAGAUUGAAAUUGUACUUCAUAUACCUUUUUCAAAUAUCCUUUUAUCAAUUACUGAAUUUCUAUUUUUACUUUUAUAAAGAACUUAUGCCUA
Oncorhynchus masou masou (cherry salmon) is the source of this 1636-nucleotide messenger RNA. RefSeq names its product rho-related GTP-binding protein RhoF-like. Gene Ontology annotation, molecular function: GTPase activity; protein kinase binding; GTP binding. Gene Ontology annotation, biological process: small GTPase-mediated signal transduction. Gene Ontology annotation, cellular component: cytosol. Lineage: Eukaryota; Metazoa; Chordata; Actinopteri; Salmoniformes; Salmonidae. The transcript is spliced from 5 exons. The record is from RefSeq and is a predicted model, not a curated record. Bases 556 to 1188 code for a protein of 210 amino acids.